Xiphophorus hellerii (green swordtail) is the source of this 6692-nucleotide messenger RNA. Its product is annotated as SLIT-ROBO Rho GTPase-activating protein 3-like. Gene Ontology annotation, molecular function: protein binding. NCBI's taxonomy places the organism in Eukaryota, Metazoa, Chordata, Actinopteri, Cyprinodontiformes, Poeciliidae. Gene Ontology annotation, biological process: signal transduction. The record is from RefSeq and is a predicted model, not a curated record.
CAUUCAGCCAAAUCUGCAGCAGCAUUGAACUCGCACAGAAAAGAAGAGGCCAACAAAAGAAAAAAAAAAAGAGGCAAACUGAAGGACCUCCUACCACUAGGGUUGAGUUGAGUUUGCAUGUACAUUAGACGUGAACUGGUUCAUGAUAUACUGAGGAGUGCUGGUGAAGAGGAGGAGGAGUGGUCAGGAUCGGAGAUCAUUAAGUACUUUGAGAAAGACGUCGCCCUGAACGCAGCACAGCAGCACCGCAGCCUGGAGGACCAGAAGUGCGUUUAACCUCCGAAAGUUGCGUCGAUCUGGAUAUGAUUUGGUUCUGAUUUGCUGCUCAGCUGCCCGGAGAGGACUGCGGAGGGGCUGAACGCCGCAUUGUGGCAACCGUCACCCUCGAUUCCUGCCCGAGGACUGCACAAGCCGCUCGCUGCAAAAUGUCAUCUCAGGCCAAAGUCAAGAAGGACAAAGAGAUUAUUGCUGAAUAUGAGACCCAAGUGAAAGAGAUUCGUAACCAGCUGGUGGAGCAGUUCCGAUGUCUGGAGCAGCAGUCCGAGUCCCGGCUGCAGCUACUGCAGGACCUGCAAGAGUUCUUUCGCCGAAAGGCUGAACUCCAGCUAGAGUAUUCCCGAGGGUUGGAUAAGCUGGCUGAGCGCUACUCCUCCAAGAUCCGCAGCUCCAGAGAACACCAGCAUUUCAAGAAAGACCAAAAUCUAAUCUCCACUGUGAACUGCUGGUAUUUGGUUUUGGACCAGACCCGGCGAGAGAGCCGAGACCACGCCACUCUCAGCGACAUCUACAACAAUAAUGUCAUUGUCCGCUUGGCACACGUGGGCGAGGAUGUCACCAGACUCUUCAAAAAGAGUAAAGACAUCGGGGUCCAGAUGCAUGAGGAGUUAGUGAAAGUCACCAAUGAACUCUACACAGUGAUGAAGACAUACCACAUGUACCACAGUGAGAGUCUGAGUGCUGAGAGCAAGUUGAAGGAGGCAGAAAAACAGGAAGAGAAGCACAUUGGCAAGGUGAAUGACAUCAGCGGCGGUCUGUUGCGUCACAGUCACGAUGAGCGUCCCCAACGAAGAAGUUCUGUCCGGAAGAUGGAAAAAAUGAAGGAAAAGAGACAGGCCAAGUACUUUGAAAAUAAGCUGAAGUGCACAAAAGCCCGGAACGACUAUCUUCUCAAUCUGGCAGCUACCAACGCUCUGGUGGCCAAAUAUUACAUACACGAUGUGUCGGACAUGAUAGAUUCUUGUGACUUGGGCUACCAUGCAAGCUUGGCACGCACCAUGAGGACCUAUCUGUCUGCUGAAUACAGUCUGGAAACCUCUCGCCACGAAGGUUUGGAUCUACUUGAAGGAGCCGUAGAUGCCAUGGACAUUAGAGGGGACAAGCUAAGGUUUAUGGACACACACAGUCAGAUCUUCUGUCCUCCAGCACGCUUUGACUACCAGCCACAUAUGGGGGAUGAGGUGUGUCAGGUUAGUGCACAGCAGCCUGUCCAGACAGAGCUCUUAAUGCGAUACCACCAGCUACAGUCUCGCCUGGCCACACUGAAGAUAGAAAAUGAAGAGGUUAAGAAGACGCUUGAUGCCACCAUGCAGACCCUCCAGGACAUGCUAACUGUGGAGGACUUUGAUGUAUCAGAGGCCUUCCAGCACAGCCAAUCCACAGAGUCUGUCAAAUCGGCCUCCUCUGACUCCUACAUGAGCAAGGCAAACAUCACCAAAAGGCGAGCCAAUCAGCAAGAGACCGAGGGCUUCUACUUCACAAAAUACAAAGAGUACUUGAACGGCAGCAAUCUCAUUAUUAAACUGCAAGCUAAGCACGACCUUCUGAAGCAGACACUAGGAGAAGGGGAGAGGGCUGAAUAUGGAACAACAAGGCCCCCCACUCUUCCCCCUAAACCCCAGAGAAUGCGGAAGUGUAGACCUCGUUCCAUUUUUAACCGUAAGCUGUUUAACGGCAAUAUGGAGGCCUUCAUUCAGGAUUCAGGGCAGCCUAUACCAGUGGUGGUUGAGAGCUGCAUUCGAUACAUCAAUCUGUACGGUCUUCAGCAACAAGGCAUAUUUCGGGUUCCAGGAUCUCAGGUCGAAGUCAAUGACAUUAAGAAUGCAUUUGAAAGAGGAGAAGAUCCACUAGUGGACGAUCAGACGGAUCAUGACAUCAACUCUGUGGCAGGCGUCCUCAAGCUCUACUUCCGAGGGCUGGAAAACCCGCUUUUCCCCAAAGAACGUUUCCUCGACUUCAUCUCCACCACCAAACUUGAUUCUGGUGGUGAAAGAGCUCAUCAUCUCCAGCAGAUAAUUGUGACCCUACAGCGGCCUGUGAUCAUUGUCAUGAGAUACCUGUUUGCUUUUCUCAAUCAUCUUUCCCAGUACAGUGACGAGAACAUGAUGGACCCCUACAAUCUGGCUAUCUGCUUCGGCCCCACGCUGAUGCCCAUACCGGACGACCAGGAUCCCGUGGCUUGCCAAGCACACGUUAAUGAGGUCAUCAAGACGAUCAUUAUCCACCACGAGGCCAUCUUUCCGAGCCAGCGGGAGUUGGAAGGACCGGUCUAUGAAAAAUGCAUGGCAGGAGGUGAAGAGUACUGUGAAAGCCCUCACAGUGAGCCAGGAGCUCUUGAUGAGAUCGACAACGGGACCGGGCCAAACACGAGUGAUGAAGAGUUUGAGCCAAUUGAGGCCAUUGCCAAGUUUGACUACGUGGGGCGAAGUUCGAGGGAGCUGUCCUUUAAGAAGGGAGCGUCUCUGCUGCUGUACAUGAGAGCGUCUGAGGAUUGGUGGGAGGGCCGGCACAACGGUGUGGAUGGGCUGAUCCCGCAUCAAUACAUUGUAGUGCAAGACAUGGAUGAUGCUUUCUCAGACAGCAUUCAGAGGACAGAAAGUGAAACCAGCAGUGGAUCUCACUAUGAUGACAGGACGUCAUCAAGAAAUGAGCGUCAGUCUCCCUGUGACCAGGCUGCUGAGAACCGUUUUGGACCUGCAUUAGGAAGGGUAAGAGUGCGAUCAGACGGAGCCGCAGUUCCCCGCCACAGGAACAACGGUGCCGACAGCCUCAGCCCCACCAGGGCUGCUGACCAGCCGCCCAGGGUAAUGCCGCGCCCCUGCAGCCCGCACAAGAUAGCCGUCAGCAGGGCCCAUGCCGACAGCCCGGAGAAGCGCCGCCUCACCACGUUCGGCAGCUCAGGCUCCAUCAACCACCCCGACAGGAAAGCAUUUGUUGAGAGUCACUCUCAACGAUCAUCACCGAGCACGGCACGGCACGGCAGUUUAGGGGACCAUAAAGCUCUGGAGGCCGAGGCGCUCGCGGAGGACAUAGAGAAAACAAUGAAUACAGCUCUGCAUGAAUUGCGAGAGCUAGAGCGGCAGAAUGUAGCCAAACAUGCCCCCGAUGUUGUCCUGGACACCCUGGAGCCCCUCAAGCACCCUGGUGCUGCCCAGGAAAUGUCUGCCAGCCCCCUGCACACCAUGGUGAUCAGGGACCCGGAUGCAGCCCAGCGACGUUGCAGCAGCAGCUCCUCCUCCGAGACCAUGACCACUUUCAAACCAGCUCUGUCGUCACGUAGACCGAGCGCUCCUCUAAGGCCCCCGCCGGUCAGGCCUGUCCGACCGGCUCCAGUGAUUGGACCUGGCCAGGUACCGCACCGCUCCAGCAGCUCCAGCUCUUCUGGUCUGGGCAGUCCAGGCAUAACCCCCACUGAAAGGGUGUUUCCUAAAGCACCCUCCCCAUCGCCGUCCACGUCCUCUUCAUCCUCCGACAAACAGGGUAACAUGUAGCUCCAAUUUACCAGCUGUCAAGAACAAUGUGGAUAAUGAAUGAUAUCGGCACGGCCCUACAGGUCGUCUUUACAUCAAUAACAAACGACAACACCCAUUUUGUCCAAAUAUUUCCCCACUAAUCUUGUACAAUGGUACGCUUGCUGCUUCUGGUUUCUUCUUAUACCACCUGGAAGCAAGUAACUGUACUGUUUAACAGUGAUUAUAUUACACAGAAAUAGGAAUUAAAACUAUAAAAAUUACUUAAUAGACUCAUACAAAGCUGGACUAAAGAGAUGCACUGGAGAAUAUUUCUGUUUACUGAGAUAUGAAACGUCUCGCUGAAACAAUAUUAGAUUACAAAGAUGCUGUGAGCUUGUUCUUUGUGUCUGGUUUCCUGCUCCAUUACCAUGAAACACUUACGGGAAUACUACACCACUUACCAUGUAGACAUCCAGACUGUGCUGGGGGUCUUAUGUGUGAAUAGUUCCUUCAGAACCACUUAUGUUGAUGGAGAGAGGUUAAUGUUGAGAAAACUGUCCCACUUUGGAACAAUAUUGGAAGACAACAUGACUGAGGGACGAUAUCCGCUGCCUCAAGCUGCAGUUCUUCUGAUGAACACAGAAUGUUGGUUCUGUGGGAAUUAAACCUGUCGUAUUUGCCUUGACAACAGCUUCAAAGCAUAGAGCAUUUGGAAAUUAUACACAGUCAGAUAUAUUUGUUACAAUUUUCAAAAAUCUGGGAAAUGCUGCAGGCCCUGGUGAAACUCAUGGCAGCACAAGGACUUGGCUGGCACUGACAGCCAACUAAAGCACAAAUGUAACAAAAUGGCUCCACCCACUGUUGUGAUCCCAACUGGUGCUUUAGUUUAGGGAUUCAGCAGCAUCAGUACCAUUCAUCCAACUCAUUGUGCCAUUUUUUAAAAAUAUCCUGAUAUUUGAUAAAUACAGUAUUUUGCAAAAGUUUUCAAACCCCCGCACUUUUUCACAUCUUCAUGUUACAACCUGCAUACCACAACGUUGUGUGAUUAUUAGGGAGAUUUUUUUAUUCUAAUUUUUUUGAAUAAACCAACACAAAGUUAUGCUUUAUUAUAAAGUGGAAGGAAAAGUAUACAUGUUUUUCAGAAUUGUAUACAAAUAAGAGUAUGAAAAGUGUUACAUAAAUUUGUUAAAUUUUAAAGGGUUGAUUGAGCACUUUAGCUUCAAGUCAUUUGCAAUAAGUCUGUGCUUUCUUUGAACAUUCUUCUUUGGAAAACAUCCGACUCAAUCGUUUCAUCUGAGGAUAUAUGAAUGGUAAAGUUCAAGUUUUUGAGCUGAUUCUAAAUUGGAUUUAUAGCAAGACUUUGAAUGGAGCAUUCUAUCACAUGAAGAUAGAUUGGAUAUAAACAAUUGCAAUGUGGCUCUCCCUGUAUGUUUAGGGUUAUUGUGUUGCUCUAACAUGAACAUCUGUACCAGGCUAAGGUCCUUGAAGACAGUCAUUUUCAGAAUCCUGGACUUCAGGCCCUGCUGAACUUAAUGUUUGAUGUGUCUCUGUUUCAGCCCCCCUAAUUAAAACUGAUUAGAUUACCACCUCAGCAUGCCUCCAUGUCCUGCAGAGGAUUGUUAACCACCAUUUAAGGCACAGUUUGCUACAUCAGGAACAUAUGAACUGAACUGUUCAUUGUUCAUUGUGAUGUGUGGUGAUAAUUUUACUGCAUUCAUACCUUUUUCAUAAGGGUUGAAUAUUUCAGUUUUGCUCUAACGUAACCACAGGGCAUACUGUGGAUUUCUUCUUCUACCCCUUUGAGACCAGAUUUCUUAAGUGCAAGGCUAACAAAUUUUCAUGUUAACCUAUUGGAUCUUUGUUGCUACUCCAGAGUUACCAUGGACCUCUUGGUUUAAUGCUCCAGUUGCUUGGAUUGCAGUUUCCAGCAAAGCAGUUCAAAGCUUGGGAUUUGUUUUUAUAGCCUUGACCUAAUCAGUUUUGUAAUCUGCUGUGUUCCUCGGUCUUCUUGAUGCUGCUUGUCUGUUAUAUUUUAAUAGAAACAUUUAUUUUGUGCUAAGUUUAAAUGACACACAGGUUGACUAUUUUCUAAAUUGGUGAUUCUGAAAGUAGUUUCGUUGCACUGGAUAUUAUUUUGGGGUGUCAGAGUAAAAGGAACAGAAUAGAAAAAUACACACUUUUCCGUGUUGGUUAUUUAUAUCAUAUUCCAACUAAUUACACAAAUUUGUGGUUUCAAUGUGUCAAAAAAAAAAUUCAGGGGGUUAAAAUUGCUUUUGUAGUGGACAUUAUAGUGGGUUUUGUAUGUGUCUUUGUUUUAAAGAAGACCAAAAUUUAACAUCUCAUCUUUACUGCUUUUUCAUUCUUCAUCUGUCACUUUCAGAACUGUCCAGAGGGUGGCAGUAUAGACCAAGUUAUAAUGGUGCACAAGACAUGAACCGUUAGCAUUACAUUCUAGCUUUCAUGAUCAUUUCUGUAACAAAAAGGAUGAAGUAAAGUUUACUUUGUUUCAAUAAACAAUAUCCUUAUCUCUUUUUACCACAUUAUUAGCUGUGUUACCUCUAAAACAAGUAAGACACUUGCACAAUUCAGUUGAAUGAAGCACUAAUAAACUACAUGGAGCUGAGCUGUUUGUAGGUUCUGUGUCUCCAACCUGAAUCUGCACUAGAAACUAGCUUGUCCAGGUUGUAUUGGGUCUUUGCAGGCUGUUACUGUUGCUUUCUCUUGAUGACAUGUGUUACCCCCUCCUCCAGAGGGUUGAUCAACAUCUCUUUAAAAUGUAAAAGGUACAUACGAUGGGACGACUUAACACCUACUGCUAAAUAUUGCUUGUAAAUAUAACAAUUGUAUCAUAGGAACAGGAUAUAUACAGUAUAUAUGUAUUAUGUGUAAUGUGUAGAUUUUUGUAAUUCUUAUCCUUGCACAGAGAUUACCUGAACAAUAAACUGAAAAAGUCUCAAACAUUGA